This is a messenger RNA of Varanus komodoensis (Komodo dragon), 4179 nucleotides long. It is a transcript of the gene EPHA2, whose product is annotated as EPH receptor A2. Gene Ontology annotation, biological process: axon guidance; cell surface receptor protein tyrosine kinase signaling pathway; protein phosphorylation. Bases 68 to 3010 code for a protein of 980 amino acids. The transcript is spliced from 17 exons. NCBI's taxonomy places the organism in Eukaryota, Metazoa, Chordata, Lepidosauria, Squamata, Varanidae. Gene Ontology annotation, cellular component: plasma membrane; neuron projection. The record is from RefSeq and is a predicted model, not a curated record. Gene Ontology annotation, molecular function: transmembrane-ephrin receptor activity; protein binding; ATP binding.
AGGGCUGCUGUUGGAUCCCGACGACCGGAAAGUGAGCCAGCAGCCAGCCCUGCGCUCGGGGAACAGCAUGGGCAGUCUCCACGGGGCCAGCGGCCGCAGCCUCCUCGCUCUCCUCUUGGUCCUCCUCCGGGCGGCGCUCCGGGGUGCUCGAGCCCACGAAGUCGUCCUGCUAGACUUUGCCAAAGCACAAGGAGAUCUAGGCUGGCUUAAUCAUCCCUAUGGCAAAGGGUGGGAUCUUCUCCAAAAUGUUAUGGAUGAGUCUCUCAUCUACAUCUAUUCAGUCUGCAAUGUUAUGAAUGGUGAUCAGGACAACUGGCUGCGCACCAACUGGAUCUACCGCAGUGAAGCCCAGCGCAUCUUCAUUGAGCUCAAGUUCACGGUCCGAGAUUGCAACAGCUUCCCUAACGGGAAGGGGACAUGCAAGGAGACUUUCAACCUCUAUUACGCCGAGUCAGAUGUGGAUUAUGGCAUCAAUUUCCAGAAGCGUCAGUUCCGCAAGAUUGACACCAUUGCCCCAGACGAGAUCACUGUACUUGAAGACUUUGAAACCCGCAACGUUAAGAUCAACGUGGAGGUUCGCUCGGUGGGGCCUCUCACCCGCAAGGGCUUCUAUCUGGCCUUUCAGGACAUUGGGGCUUGUGUGGCCCUCCUGUCAGUCCGGAUUUACUACAAGAAGUGCCCUGAAGUCUUCCGCAACAUGGCAAGUUUCCCUGAGACCAUUGCUGGUGCUGAUUCGCAGGAUUUAGCUAAGGUGCAUGGGACUUGCGUGCCAGAUGCGGUGGCCAGUGAGGAGCCAUUCAUGCACUGCAAUUCAGAUGGGGAAUGGCUGGUGUCUAUCGGUGAAUGCCUUUGUCGUGCAGGGUAUGAGAAGAAUGGGAACAGCUGCAGAGCUUGUUCAGCAGGGUUCUUCAAAGAGGAUAUCUCCAAUAAUGCCUGUUUAAAAUGUCCUUUGCACACACUGCCCUCUUCUGAAGGUUCUACUUCAUGUCCUUGUGAGAGAGACUAUUUUCGGGCCCCGAGUGAUCCUGUUUCCAUGCCAUGCACACAGCCCCCUUCUGCUCCCCACAGUGUCACAGCCAUCGGUUUGGGUGCCAAAGUGCAAUUGCGUUGGUCCCCACCCCAGAACACAGGAGGGCGUGAGGACAUAACGUACAGCGUGUCGUGUGAGCAGUGCUGGCCAGAAUCGGGGGAAUGCCGCCCCUGCGAUGCCACUCUCCGAUAUUCAGAUAACCCCCACAACCUGGCUGGGACCUCCUUGACCAUCCAUGACCUGGAGCCCCAUGUUAACUACACCUUCACUGUAGAGGCUCAGAAUGGAGUGUCCUCCUUCAGUACACAGCGUUCCUAUGGCAUCGCCAGCAUCAGUGUCAACCAAACAGAACCACCCCGAGUUACAUCAGUGACAAUGGACAGCCGUACAGCCACCAGUCUGACUCUCUCCUGGACAGUUCCUCCCCGACAACAGAGCCAUGUCUGGAAAUACCAGGUCACUUACAAAAAGAAGAAGGAUGAAAACAGCUACUCAGUGCUGCGCUGCGAAGGGAACUCCGUGACCCUGCCAAAGCUCACCCCUAGUACCAAGUACUUGGUGAGCGUGCAAGCAUUGACCCAGGAGGGCCAUGGAGCCCACAGUGUGGAGCAUGAGUUUGAGACACUUGCUGAACACUCUGAUGGCAUGAAUACUGCUGCACUCCUCGGAGGUUCCAUUGCUGGCUGCAUCUUCAUGGCUGUCUUGGUUGUGGCACUUGUCCUGUUUAUUCAACGGAGGAAGAAGAAACUGAGAACCCGGCAAACAUCAGAGGAUGUUUACUUCUCAAAGUCUGACCAGCUCAAGCCCCUGAAGACUUAUGUUGACCCCCACACUUACGAGGACCCAAACCAGGCUGUGUUGAAAUUCACAACUGAGAUUCAUCCCUCAUGCAUCUCCCAGCAGAAGGUGAUUGGAGCAGGAGAAUUUGGAGAAGUCUACAAGGGCACCUUGAGAAAUGGCAAAAAAGAGAUUCCAGUAGCCAUAAAGACAUUAAAAUCAGGCUACACAGAGAAGCAGCGCAUUGACUUCCUGACUGAGGCAAGCAUCAUGGGCCAGUUUUGCCAUCACAACAUCAUCCACUUGGAGGGAGUCAUCUCCAAAUAUAAACCUUUCAUGAUCAUCACAGAGUACAUGGAGAAUGGUGCUUUGGAUAAAUUCUUACGGGAAAAGGAUGGGGAGUUUUGUGUCAUUCAGCUGGUAGGCAUGUUGAGAGGUAUUGCAUCCGGUAUGAAGUACUUGGCCAGCAUGAAUUACGUCCACCGAGAUUUGGCUGCCCGCAAUAUCCUUGUUGACAGCCAGCUGGUCUGCAAGGUAUCUGACUUUGGUCUUUCUCGUGUCCUGGAAGAUGACCCUGAUGCAACCUACACCACUAGUGGGGGGAAAAUCCCCAUACGAUGGACAGCUCCUGAGGCUAUUUCUCAUCGCAAGUUCACCUCAGCCAGUGAUGUCUGGAGCUAUGGAAUCGUUAUGUGGGAAGUAAUGUCUUAUGGUGAACGACCUUACUGGGAGCUGUCCAACCAUGAAGUGAUGAAAGCAAUUAAUGAAGGCUUCCGGCUUCCUGCACCUUUGGACUGUCCUUCUGCCAUCUAUCAACUGAUGCUGCGGUGCUGGCAACAGGAACGAAGCCACCGGCCCAAGUUCACUGAUAUUGUUAGCAUCUUGGACAAACUUAUCCGUUCUCCCGAAUCUCUCAAGACUUUGGCUGAAUUUGACCCUCGGAUCUCCAUUCGCCUACCUAGCACCAGUGGCUCAGAAGGGAUCCCUUUCCGAACUGUGGCUGAGUGGCUGGAGUCCAUCAAAAUGCAUCAAUAUACAGAGCACUUCAUGGCCGCUGGGUAUAAUGUCAUUGAGAAGGUGGCGCAGAUGACCAAUGAUGAUAUCAAGAGAAUUGGAGUGCGUCUGCCAGGACACCAGAAACGCAUUGCUUACAGCCUCCUAGGAUUGAAGGAACAAGUCAGCACCAUUGGCAUUCCGAUCUGAGACAGACAAAUUUUACCACAGUCAAGUAGCUCUAUCACCCAAUUGAGCUUCAUGUUAGCCAAGCAAAGAACCGUUUGGCAAACAUACCUCCUGGUAUAUACUUGAAGUGGAGAAUCCAAAUGACCUCUCUUGCCAAGGGUGCCAGUCACAAAGAAGAGUUGAAGGCCUGCUUUUCCUCUCCUGCGUUUCCUGAGCAUUGCUCCAUAUUUAUUAACUGCCCUUUGUUCUCUCAUCUCCUAUAAAUGACAACUACUACCUUGUGGUGUUGGGAGUCAGCAACAUGAGGGGACAGAUGGUGCUGCACACCCUGGCUAAGCAAAACUGCCAAAAGCCACAUUUCAUUUCUCCUGCCGAACUCCCAGCAAAAUCAUAGUGCCAUCCCCUUCCUGCCAUGUUACUUUAUACAUUUGCAGCUUGGACAAUGUUGACCAAAGCAGUAUACAGCUAUUUGUUACAUUGCCAGUGCAUUCAAACUGUUUCUUAGAAAACUGCUAAUCCACUGGUCUGUUUAUUUUCACAUUCAGAAGCCUGGGGGGGGGGGGGGGGGGAGAGAAAUCACAAUGCUGUUGCUACAGGUGUGUAUUGGCUCUUUAAAUGAGCGUGAAGAUGGGAAACUCUAUAAAUACCGCUUGGCUUUAAAGCCAAAACUGACUUGGAUAGGACUUUGGAUAUUUUGAAGAUUAAGCAAGCAUUGCUGGAACUAUGGAAUACCAGGCUCUUGGUCUGCAUUUCUCAGUUUAGGCACUGAAGGCCUUUUCCUUUAUCUUUUUACUUUAAAAAAAAAAACUCAACUUGGCUGUAUCAAAAAUAAGAUCAUAGAUGGACUCUGCUCUGGCAUUUGUAAGUUUCAGCUUCAAAGAGGUUUUACCAAGGAAGACUGAAAAUUACUUUCCACAGAAUGAUCACAUUGUUUCCUGGCCCCUAUUUAUUUAUCUUUUCCAAUUCCUGCCCCUCCUCCCCAUUCCUGAAAUGCACUCUUGACUUAAUGACAACUGUUUUUCCGUCAUGUAAUUACUUUCCUUUUUUAAUUUGUAUUUAUUUUUAUAUUUAUUGUUUUAAAAAUUGAGACUUGUUGCUGUUAAGGAUAAUCGUGCACAAUUUAAACAAAACUGUAGGUUUUUGUGUGCAUGAAUAUUCUCUAGCUUUAAUAAAAUGUUUUUAUUCUUUGC